Equus quagga is the source of this 966-nucleotide messenger RNA. RefSeq names its product olfactory receptor 51G1. Gene Ontology annotation, biological process: G protein-coupled receptor signaling pathway. The record is from RefSeq and is a predicted model, not a curated record. The coding region runs from base 1 to 966 and encodes 321 amino acids. Gene Ontology annotation, molecular function: G protein-coupled receptor activity; olfactory receptor activity. The transcript has a single exon. Gene Ontology annotation, cellular component: membrane. Lineage: Eukaryota; Metazoa; Chordata; Mammalia; Perissodactyla; Equidae.
AUGAUAAUCCUCUAUAAUAGCAGCCUCCACAAAGCUACUUUCUUCCUGACGGGCUUUCAAGGUCUUCAAGAUCUCCAUGGCUGGAUCUCUAUCCCCUUCUGCUCCAUCUACUUGACAGUUAUUGUAGGAAAUCUUACUAUCCUUCAUGUCAUCCGUACUGAUGUCACCCUCCAUGAACCCAUGUACUAUUUCUUGGCCAUGUUGGCCCUCACAGAUUUGGGCCUUUGCCUUUCUACACUGCCCACCGUGCUAGGCAUCUUCUGGUUUGAUGCCAGAGAGAUUGGCAUCCCUGCCUGCUUCACUCAGCUCUUCUUCAUCCAUACCUUGUCUCUAGUGGAGUCUUCAGUUCUAUUGUCCAUGUCCAUUGACCGCUAUGUGGCCAUCUGCAACCCACUGCGUUACUCCACAGUCUUGACACCUACACGUAUUGUCAAGAUGGGACUGAGUUCAGUGCUUAGAAGUGCCCUGCUCAUCCUCCCCCUGCCAUUCCUUCUUAAGCGUUUUCGGUACUGCCGCUCCCAUGUGCUGGCCCAUGCAUAUUGUCUGCACCUAGAGAUCAUGAAGCUGGCCUGCUCUAGCAUCAUUGUCAAUCACAUCUAUGGGCUCUUUGUUGUGGCCUGCACUGUAGGUGUGGACUCACUGCUCAUCUUCCUCUCCUAUGCUCUUAUCCUCCGCACCGUACUAAGCAUUGCCUCCCGCCAGGAGCGACUUCGGGCCCUCAACACCUGUGUCUCCCACAUCUGUGCUGUGUUACUCUUCUACAUCCCCAUGAUUGGCUUGUCUCUUGUGCACCGCUUUGGUGAACAUCUGCCCCACAUUGUACACAUCCUCAUGUCUUAUGUGUAUCUGCUGGUACCACCUCUCAUGAACCCCAUUGUCUACAGCAUCAAGACCAAGCAAAUCCGCCAACGCAUCGUUAAGAAGUUUGAGUUUAUAAAAUCACUUAGGUGUUUUUGGCAGGAUUAG